GGGCUCAAACGUCAAAAAACCUCAAGCCCCCCGCUUCUAGUUCUAGCGGCCAGCGGGCAAGCUCUCCCUCUCGCUCUCCCUCUGCGGUGCGGCACCGCCGAUCCCCUCGCCGUCGAUUCAUAUCACCCCUUUCGAUUCAAGCGACGCCGCGGCCGCCGGCCAUCGCAUAGGUGACGCCACCGUCCCUGUCCCGCCGUCGCUACGAAUUUGCUACACCUACACGUUUUCAUUUGCUGGUUUCGCCGAUGAUCUGAUCACGGCGCGCUACUUCGCCUACUUGCCUGCUUCAGCUUCAAUCCAUCGGGGGGUUCCUUUCAGUUAAUAAGAUCGAUUUGAAAAGCGCACCCGGCAACCUGCUCCGCUCCUGCGCUGUUUAGGUUCCGGCCUGUGUCAAAGCGUGCAUCUCACGCGAGGCGCACCAAGGCCGGAGCCCUGGCCACCUAGGGUCACCUCCCUGCGAUCGGGCCGCGGCGACGGGGACGGCCGCGAUGGGCUUCGAGCGUGUGGAGCUGCGUUGCCCCAGGGACCUGGACCCGCGCCCGAGCUGGACGCUCGGCGACGUGCUCGCCGAGCUCGACGCGCUAGACGCCACCCGCCGCGCUGCGCCGCCCACGCCCCUGAAGCAGCCGCCCCAUUGGGUUAACGGCGUCGGUACGAGGGAGAAGGCAUUUGUGAUGCGGGUUGAUGGCUACGACGAAGACGACUUAGAAGAUGAAGACGAUGGUACAAGUGCUGGGAAGUCCCGGGCUCUCAUGGCUAAAGGAGCAAGGUUCUCGUGUAACGAUCUCCAAUCAAGUGAUUCAGAGGAUGAAUUAGAUGGCCAAGUUACCCCAUACAACUUAAUGGAGAAAAGGGACCUAGCGAAGAGCAUUCUUCUUGAGCUUGAAAGCGAGCAUCAUCUAAAAGUUCAAGAAGAAGUUAGAAGUAAGCUAGCUUUGUUGGAGGUAUGCCACCAAAAUGAAAUCCAUAGAACCAUUUCUGCAUUUGCCCGACUUCAGAAAUAUGCAGAAUCAAGAAAAGAGAUCGACAGAAGACUUGAUGUACACUUCCAGAGAAGAAUGGCAGAAGUACUCGAUAAGCACUUAUCUAUGGUCCAAAGGGAUCAUGAACAAAAAUCCCAGAUUGUUGAACGUCGAAUAAGAGAUGAUGCAGCUCUUGAAGAAGCUAAAAGAAAAGAGCAAGCUGUCAAGGAAGAAAAGUUAAGGCAGGAAAGAGCCCAGCAAGAAGCAGAGGCUAGGCAGAAGGAAGCUGCAAAGUUAGCAGCUGAAGCGCGAAAAACAGCAUUUGAGGCUGCUAAAAAGGAAGCGGCAGAAAAGCAGGCUGCUAAAUUGAGAGAUGCAGCAGCAACUUCCCAAUCUAGUCCAGAUUUGCAGAAUAAUAUUGCAGACAUCAAAGUUUUUGGCGUUAAAUAUGCAUUAGAAGCAGAGUCACGGAGGUAUGCAUUAGUACAGAAUCAAGUGCCAGAAAACAUUCAUCACAACAAGGAAUUCAGCAAAUAUGACCGACAAAUUGCCAAAUCCAUAAGUAAACUUAUGCCAACUACUGAUAGUGUCAGAGCAAGGGCUAGUGAGCUUAUUAAAGCUUUAGAUGGACAGGAUUGUCCCCGUCCAAUCUCUUGUUGUCUAUUUGCAAACAAGAUUAUUUCUAUUGUCAAGAGUAGAAAUACAAAGGACAGAACCUUCGGAAAUUUGGCCUUUGCGUGUGGAUAUGUCAUGCUAUUAGUCACAAAUCAGGUACCAGAUGCAAUGGACUAUCUUUUAGCUGAGUUCAACAGAGUUUGCAUAUACACGGUUCCAAAGCAUUUGCAUGCUUUAAAUGCAGAAGCACGAAAUAGAGAUUAUUACAGACUGAUAGGUUACCAGGAAGAAAAUGGACAAUUCGAGAGCACUGAAAGUUAUCUAACAUAUGUCGUUGCAUAUGUCAAAUUGUACGCGGCAAUGAUUCAAACAGAAAUCAAGGGUGUACGCCAUCCUCAUGGCUUAGCUGAGGGAUGGAAAUGGCUCGCCAUGUUCCUCAAUUCUCUUCCAGCUACUACAGCCACUGCUUGUGCCCUUCACGCCUUCCUCAAGAUGGCUGGUUUUGCACUUCACAAGAAAUAUGGAUCGCAGUUCAUGAAAAUCCUAUAUGUGAUUUCACGGUACUUUUUACCGGCUUUGAAGGAACAAGGCAACAAGAUGCAGGCUGAGGCUGUCAACAAUCUACAGAAUUAUCUGAACGACAAGAUCUACCUGGAGGAACCAGAAGGGCAGUACCUCGUCCAGCAAUUACUAUCGAAAGAGUUGUUCAUGUAAAGUUCAAAACACCAGAUCGUGUGAUUGACUCUGAAGGGCGCACCUCGUAUAAGCUACUACUAUCGAAAGAGCUGUUCGUGUUUCAGAAACGCAAGCGAGCCUUGUAGAGAUGACCUGCAAGGAAAUCAGUACCAAAUCUCCCCAACAUUUGUAGUCUUAACCGUAGAGGAGAUGACCCUGCAUGAAAUAUAUUGAAUAUUAUUUGUACGUGCUAUUACCUUAGUGUUUGAAAUUAUUGAUUAUUUAUUUUUAACUCUUCAUUUAUCAAAUUGGCAUAAUUUAAUUCACAUGUAUAUUUACGAUAUUUAUGCUUUCCUUGUUUGGCAA
This is a messenger RNA of Zea mays, 2618 nucleotides long. RefSeq names its product protein GLE1. The transcript has 15 exons. The record is from RefSeq and is a predicted model, not a curated record. Gene Ontology annotation, biological process: poly(A)+ mRNA export from nucleus. NCBI's taxonomy places the organism in Eukaryota, Viridiplantae, Streptophyta, Magnoliopsida, Poales, Poaceae. The coding region runs from base 489 to 2291 and encodes 600 amino acids. Gene Ontology annotation, cellular component: nuclear pore; nuclear pore cytoplasmic filaments; cytoplasm. Gene Ontology annotation, molecular function: inositol hexakisphosphate binding; translation initiation factor binding; phospholipid binding.